Molecule: messenger RNA, 250 nt
Organism: Closterium sp. NIES-65
Lineage: Eukaryota; Viridiplantae; Streptophyta; Zygnematophyceae; Desmidiales; Closteriaceae
Source: the annotation of a GenBank genome assembly
AAUGGCGGCCACGCAGGAGUCGGUGUGUAGGCGCUGCAGAACGCUGUUUAAGCGGGAAGAAAACAGCCAAGAGGCGUGCAGAUUCCACCCCAAGAUGUUUGUGAGCCGCAAGCAUGACGAUCAAAAGAGGUACUACGAGUUGAAGGACGGCGAUCCGGAGUACCCUGCUCGUUUCUACGACUGCUGUGGUGCUGAGGAUCCCAGUGCGCCUGGAUGCACCACCGCAUGCCACGUGUCGUAUGAUGAUUGA